Portunus trituberculatus (swimming crab) is the source of this 5648-nucleotide messenger RNA. RefSeq names its product extracellular protease inhibitor 10-like. The transcript has 9 exons. Gene Ontology annotation, molecular function: protein binding. NCBI's taxonomy places the organism in Eukaryota, Metazoa, Arthropoda, Malacostraca, Decapoda, Portunidae. The record is from RefSeq and is a predicted model, not a curated record. Bases 201 to 1436 code for a protein of 411 amino acids.
CGGCGUAAAGACGAGUUUUUGACCACCGCUAGAGAUCCUGCGAGCGUCCCAGUCACUUCCAGUCGCAGUCCUACCAGUGUCCUCCCGGCAGGUGUGUGCGGAGUAGUGCAGGUGACGCGGCGGGAGGAAGACUUUUACUAACGAAGCUACAGGACGUCACCAUCACCACCACCAGGAGUAUCAUCACCAUCAUCAGCACCAUGGCCACCUUCACCUCCUGCCUCCGACUCCUGCUGCUCGUCGGCGUGGUGACAGCGUUGCCUCAGACAGGGCGAAGAAUCUGCCCGGACAGCUGCCCUGACACCUCACGCCCUGUAUGCGGCACCAACAACGUGGUGUUCAGGAAUGAGUGUUACCUGCAGAGGGCCGCUUGUACCACCUUCCCGGGACUCAGAAAGCUCAGAGACGGGCCUUGUGUGGGUCAGCGUGGCACCUCUUCCUCCUCUACUCCCGCGAGGUGCCGUGAGGAGUGUACCAAGAUCUACCUGCCUCUGUGCGGAUCUGACGGCAAGACCUACCAGAACCGAUGUCUCUUUGAUCUCGGCAACUGUCGCAACGCCCAGGAGGAGAAGCCCCCAAUUACCAUCAGGAGAGAAAAUGCAUGCGAGGUGGAGCAGGUGCAGGACAUCUGUUACAGGGAGUGCCCGGACACCUACGAGCCAGCGUGUGGGUCAGACGGCGUCACUUACCAUAGCAAGUGCGAACUCUCCAUUGCCAUGUGUCAGGACGAGAGGGUUGGCCUGCACCACGAGGGCACUUGCGCGGGUUUCAGCGGCACAGGAGCAAGACGUCCUUCACAGAGAAUGUCCUCCGGCGCCUCCUCCUCCGUGGUGAGCGAGGGCUGCGCUGACACCUGCACGGGAGGGUUCCGGCCUGUCUGUGGCACGAACAACCUCACCUACGGCUCUGACUGCUACCUCAAGCUGGCCCAGUGCCGCUACCCUGGCCUGGAGAAACGCAGUGAUGGAGUUUGCACUAAGGACUGCUCUCUGCAAUGCGACACCGCCAGGAGACUCGUGUGUGGUACUGACGGCAUCACCUACACCAACGACUGCUUCCUUCUGCUGGCGAAGUGCAAGGAUCCGGCAGUGGGGCGUGACCAUGACGGGCCGUGUGUGUUCGUGGAGAAGCCGGAGUGCAGGCCUCAGCGGUGUGGGGGACGCGGGCCGGCCAUGUGUGGGAGCGACGGCAUCACCUACGCCAACAGGUGCCUCUUUGACGCCGCCACGUGCCACAAUCAGGGCCUCCUCAAGCUGUACGACGGAUCCUGCAAGCCGGACCCACGUAGGUGUGAGCGCUGUGAGGACAACACGAGGCGCCUGGUGUGUGGCAGUGACGGGGUGACUUACCUCAACCACUGCCACCUCACCCUGCAGGCGUGUUUCUCUGGGUACAAUAUCUACAAGCUGGCGAAUGGGCCCUGUCUGAGACGCUGAAGAAGGCGAUGAAGGAGUGAGGGAUUGAGGGAAGGAGGGAGGGAGUGAGGAAAGGAGGGUGAUGUUGGGAGUUGUGUGUCUAAAAAGGGUAUUUGAGAAAAGUACUUGUUUCUUGUCCUGUUUGAGACGCUGACGAAGGCAAUGAAGGAGUGAGGGAUGGAGGGAAGAAGGGAGGGAAGGACAGAGGGAAGAAGGAGAAGAGAGGGAAGGAGGAGUCGAAAGGAGUAUAUAAGAAAGGUACUUGUUUUUAAGUUAAAUUUGAUAGUGGUAAAGGAAUAAGGGUAGAUUUCUAUAGGUAAUAAGGUUAUGCUGGGUGUCUGUAGGGAUAUAUAAUAAAGGUACUUGCAUUUUGGGUGUAAUUUGAUAGGGAUAAAGAAAUAAGGGUAGAUUUCUAUAGGUAAUAAGGUUAAUGUGGGUUUUUAUAGAGGUAAAUGAGAAAUGUACUUGUAGUUUUUGGGAUUUGAAUUCGAUAGGGAGUAACUUAAGGAUAAAUUUUGCUGGAUGGAUGAAAAAGAGUAAAUUGAAUAGGAGGCGAUAAAAGGAUGGGAGGGAGAGAGGGAGACAAGGAUGAUAAAGCUCGAUAAAGUUUAUGACCGUUGAAAAUUGCGACUUAAAAGAAAAGGUAGAUUGGAUUCAUAACUUUACCUCAUCCCAUUUUCCUUGUUUUUGUGAAUUAAUUGGACUCUACUUUUGAUUUUUCUAACCUGGAUGUAACUUUCCCUGCACUAACCUAACCUAACCUAACGUAAACCUAACAUAGCAUAACUUACACUGCCUUACAUGGCCACCCCUCGCACAGCUAAUCACUCUACCUGUCUCACCUCACCCCAGGGAAACACCCAAGGAACACUCACAACAAACAACACAGGUCACACUCUUCAGAAACACUACUUCGUGCACAUCAACAACAGCAAGCAGAAAACACACCCAAGUAACUCUAAAGACAACAUUACAACACUGAAAUAAACACAACAAUACCAACCACGACCACAACAACUGGAAAACACACCCAAGGAACACAACACAACACUGGCAACACUUUUCAGAAACAAGGCUACCUGCACUACAACACUUCUUAAAAACAACCACAACAACAACAACAAAAACUGGAAAACACACACCCAAGCAACACAACACAACACACAACAAUGGCAACACUUUUCAGAAACAUUGCUACCUAAACAACAACAACAACAACAACAACAACAAUCAUCAUCAUCAUCAACACAACACUUACAUUCACUCACACUACACACUUCAAACUUACAAACACUUUUUACUUGAUCUGGAAAUGGAAUGGGUAAACUUGUCCACUGUUUUGUGUGUGAAAUGGGGAUAAGAAUUGGUGGGAAAACUGGCUACUUUGGACACUUUACCAUCCCUUACACUGAACGCAAGUGGAUGAUGAAAGAAGAUUUGUGUUGAAAGUAAAACGAGUGAGUGAGCAAGUGAAAGAUUUUAAUGCAACAGAAAAUAAAUAGAAAUAUGAAAGGAAGAAAAGAAAGUAGAGAGAAGUAUUGUGUUGGGAGAAAAAAGAAAAAUAGAAAAGUACUAAAGAUUUUGAUGUGAAUAAUACGUUAGAAGGAAAAUAUGAAAGAAAAGAAAAGAAUUGAUUUUGAUGAGAGAUGAUGCGUGAAAAAAAUAUAUGAAAAAAGAAGGUAGAAGUAUUGAAGAGUAAAGGAAGAUAGGAAAAAGUAUUGAAUAUUUUGAUGUGAUAGGUAAUACGCCAGGAGGAAAAUAUGAAAGGGAAAAAAAAGCUGAAGAGAAGUAUUGAAGAUUUUGAUGAGAGAUGAUAUGUUAAGGAAAAAAAAUAUGACAAAGUUAGAUAGAGAGGAGUAUUAUUGAAGAUUUUUGAUGUGAUAGGUAAUACAUGAAGAGAAAAACAUGAAAGAAAUUAAGUAAAUAGAAGCAUUGCAGACUCUGAUGUAAGAUAUGAUACGUUAGGAAAAAAAAGAAGAAAAAAAAAAAAAAAGUAAAGAAGUAUUGGAUAAUUUUGAUAUGAUCGAUAAUACGUUUAGAAAAAAAAAUGUUGAUAUAAAUAAAAUAGGAUAUAAUGAUAAAUCUUUUUCAUUAUUGUCUGUUGCAUAUUUCUUGUUCACUUAUUAUUAUUGUUUCAUGUUGCUAGUUUUAUCGUCUGUGUUAAGCCAGUAUUCUGAAACGUUUAGCUCUCUCACCAUCACUGCUCUCAAAAGACUCCAGUUGAAGAUACUCGUGUUUUUAAAGGUGUUCUUAUAGUUCUGGUGAUAAAUUGCCAGUAUUUCUAGUUGGUUAAAAGGAGAAACUGUCUUAAAAUCUCGGCUUUCUGGUGAUAAAUUGCCAGUAUUUCUAGUUGAUUAAAAGGAAAAACUGUCUUAAAAUCUCGGCUUUCUGGUGAUAAAUUGCCAGUAUUUCUAGUUGGUUAAAAGGAGAAACUGUCUUAAAAUCUCGGCUUUCUGGUGAUAAAUUGCCAGUAUUUCUAGUUGGUUAAAAGGAGAAACUGUCUUAAAAUCUCGGCUUUCUGAUGAUAAAUUGGCAGUAUUUCUAGUUGAUUAAAAGGAGAAACUGUCUUAAAAUCUCGGCUUUCUGGUGAUAAAUUGCCAGUAUUUUUAGUUGAUUAAAACGAAAAACUGUCUUAAAAUCUCGGCUUUCUGGUGAUAAAUUGCCAGUAUUUUUAGUUGAUUAAAAAGAUAAACUGUCUUAAAAUCUCGGCUUUCUGGUGAUAAAUUGCCAGUAUUUCUAGUUAAUUAAAAAGAUAAACUGUCUUAAAAUCUCGGCUUUCUGAUGGUGAUAGAUUGGCAGUAUUUCUAGUUAAUUAAAAGGAGAAACUGUCUUAAAAUCUCGGCUUUCUGGUGAUAAAUUGGCAGUAUUUUUAGUUGAUUAAAAAGAUAAACUGUCUUAAAAUCUCGGCUUUCUGGUGAUAAAUUGCCAGUAUUUCUAGUUAAUUAAAAAGAUAAACUGUCUUAAAAUCUCGGCUUUCUGAUGAUAAAUUGCCAGUAUUUUUAGUUGAUUAAAAAGAUAAACUGUCUUAAAAUCUCGGCUUUCUGGUGAUAAAUUGGCAGUAUUUCUAGUUAAUUAAAAGGAGAAACUCUUAAAAUCCCGGCUUUCUGGUGAUAAAUUGCCAGUAUUUCUAGUUAAUUAAAAAGAUAAACUGUCUUAAAAUCUCGGCUUUAGUAGUGAGAUUUUAAAGACUACACGGAUUUAUGGACAUGGCUGACAGUUGGAUAUGUUGUUUCUUUUUUCUUAUUGUCUUAAAAUCUCGGCUUUCUGAUGAUAAAUUGGCAGUAUUUCUAGUUAAUUAAAAGGAGAAACUAAUGAAAACCCUACUAGUAGUCCCUGUGUCUUUGGAAAAUUGUCGUAGUGAGAAGGGAUGCGUUUCUGAAUACUGGCGUUAUACUCUCAUUACUUUUGUUCCUCUAACACUCAUGGCAAUACUUAGAGAUAGACUUGUGGUUUUUAUUGAGUUUUAAACAUUAACCAGUAAGAAAAUAUCACUUUUUAUUUCGUUACUUUAUUCUUCGUUGUAAAUUAUUCGAUAUGAUCUUUUUUUAAAUGUGUAUUGAUUUAUUUUACUCUUAUAAUUAAUUUUUUUUAUAUAAUACAAGAAAAUACAAAUCUUUUCUAUUUAAAUGUUAUAUUUUUUAAAAGCAUCAGUUGGCAAUAUUCUUUUUUUGACAUUUAUCAAUUUUUCUAUUUUCUAUUUUUUUUCAUUAUUCUAAACCUUAUUGUUUUUAUCCUAUAUAAAUCAAUUUUUUUUUUUUCAACCCUUUUCCUUAUCAUCUUAAACCUAAUUAUUUUAUCUUAUAUUAAUCUAUUUUCCUAUUUAUUUUUUCAACUUUUUUCCUCAUUAUCUUAAACCUAAUUACUUUUUUUUUCCAUAUUUGAUCAAUUUUCUAUUUAUUUCCAUACUUUUUUUUUUCUAAUUACCAUAUACAUACCUAACUAUUUCCCCUUCGUAAAUUAUUCUCUUCAUUUUCUCUACAUUUACCUAUUUUCUCUACAUACAUUCUAUUUUUUGUCCUCAUCUUAUACAUACCUAAUAAUUUUUCCCCCUCAUAUACGUUUCCCCAGGUUUUACUGUUCGCGUUCUGCCCUUGUAAUGUAUUCCAUGAGUGUGUUGUGUUGCGCGUAAGACAGAGCGCCACAGGUGUGUUGCUGGGGCCACCUGCGUGUGUGUUGUUGCACCGGCCUGGCCCUUGUGUUAUGAUAAGUUUCAUUAUUAUACUUAGAACAGAA